This is a messenger RNA of Miniopterus natalensis, 6383 nucleotides long. Lineage: Eukaryota; Metazoa; Chordata; Mammalia; Chiroptera; Miniopteridae. The record is from RefSeq and is a predicted model, not a curated record.
AUGCCAGGUAACCUGCUGGGCGGGGCUUCUGGGAGUAGCCUCCCCGAGGGCGGGAAGGAAACUUCCAGUGAACUUCCCACCGGCGGGAACUCCGCCCCGUGUUGCUUUACCCUGAGGGGGACACCGAGAGGACGAGGCCUCGGGGACAGCAGAGGCCGGACGUGGAAAGUGCCAGCACCCUGGCUGGAACCCACCUGGAGGACUACUCCGCCUCAGCGCUCCCAGGUAUGUGAGGAGCUUAAUUCCGUCGCUUCUGAGCUGUCUGCACGGCAGGAGGAGAGUGAACAUUCUCAUAAACAUUUAAUUGAACUCCGCCGGGAAUUUAAGAAAAAUGUACCUGAGGAAAUCAGAGAGAUGGUGGCUCCUGUAUUAAAAAGCUUCCAGGCUGAGGUAGUGGCCCUUAGUAAAAGAAGUCAGGAAGCCGAGGCUGCUUUCUUGAGUGUUUACAAGCAAUUAAUUGAAGCACCAGACCCUGUGCCUGUAUUUGAGGCGACGCGCAGCCUAGACGACAGACUGCAGCCCCCCAGCUUCAACCCCAUCGGGCAGCCUCGGCGAGACCUCCACACUUCGUGGAAGAGGCACCCCGAGCUCCUCAGCCCUAAAGAGCAGAGAGAGGGGACGUCUCCAGCCGGGCCCACGCUGACCGAGGGGAGCCGCCUCCCGGGCAUUCCCAGCAAAGCCCUCCUGACAGAAACUUUGCUGCAGAGAAAUGAGGCAGAGAAACAAAAGGGCCUUCAAGAAGUACAAAUCACUCUGGCAGCCAGACUGGGGGAGGCAGAGGAAAAGAUCAAGGUCUUACAUUCAGCGUUAAAGGCCACCCAGACAGAGCUGCUGGAGCUGCGGCGGAAAUACGAUGAGGAGGCGGCUUCCAAGGCAGAUGAAGUCGGCCUGAUCAUGACCAACCUGGAGAAAGCUAAUCAGAGAGCUGAGGCUGCCCAACGGGAGGUGGAGAGUCUUCGGGAACAACUCGCCUCUGUCAACAGCUCCAUCCGCCUAGCCUGCUGCUCCCCCCAGGGCCCUGGUGGGGAUAAGGUGAACUUUGCUCUGUGCUCGGGCCCACGGCUUGAGGCUGCCCUGGCCUCCAAGGACCGGGAAAUCCUGCGGCUGCUAAAGGAUGUGCAGCAUCUCCAGAACUCUCUGCAGGAGCUGGAGGAGGCUUCCGCCAACCAGAUUGCUGACCUGGAGCGGCAGCUCACAGCCAAGUCAGAGGCCAUCGAGAAGCUCGAAGAGAAGCUCCAGGCACAGUCUGACUAUGAAGAAAUUAAAACAGAGCUGAGCAUCCUGAAAGCCAUGAAGCUGGCCUCCAGCACCUGCAGCCUCCCCCAGAGCCUGUCCAAGCCCGAGGACUCGCUGCUCACAGCGAAGGAGGCCUUCUUCCCUGUACAGAAGUUUCUGCUGGAAAAGCCGGGUCUCCUGGCCAGCCCUGAGGAGGACCCUUCGGAGGACGAUUCCAUCAAGGACUCCCUGGGCACUGAGCAGUCCUACCCGUCUCCUUCGCAGCUCCCACCACCAGGGCCAGAAGACCCCCUGUCCCCAGGCCCCGGGCAGCCCCUGCUGGGCCCUAGCCUGUGCCCUGAUGGCCCUCGGACUUUCUCGCUGUCCCCCUUCCCUGGCCUGGCUUCAGGAGAGAGACUGGUAGGGGACGCUUUACUGUCUAAGCACAUCAUGCCCCCGGCUGCCUUCAAAGGAGAGGCAGGCAGCCUGCUGGUGUUUUCCCCGGCCUUCUACGGUGCCAAGCACCCCACAGCCCCUGCCACCCCAGCCUCUGGCCCUGAGCCACCUGGGGGCCUCGAGCCAGCUGAUGGUGGGGGGGGCAGCACAGCCGGGGCAGGGGCCGGAGCAGAGGAGGAGCAACUGGACACAGCGGAGAUCGCGUUCCAAGUGAAGGAGCAGCUGCUCAAACACAACAUCGGGCAACGAGUGUUUGGCCACUACGUUCUGGGGCUGUCGCAGGGCUCAGUCAGCGAGAUCCUGGCCCGGCCCAAGCCGUGGCGCAAGCUCACGGUGAAGGGCAAGGAGCCUUUCAUCAAGAUGAAGCAGUUCCUGUCGGACGAGCAGAACGUGCUGGCUCUGAGAACCAUCCAGGUGCGGCAGCGAGGCAGUAUCACCCCAAGAAUCCGCACCCCAGAGACAGGCUCAGAUGACGCCAUCAAAAGCAUCUUGGAGCAGGCCAAGAAGGAGAUCGAGUCACAGAAGGGAGGUGAGCCCAAGAACUCCACAGCCCCAUUGAGCAUCACCAAUGGCACAGCCUCUGCCAACACCUCAGAAGAUGCCAUCAAAAACAUUCUGGAGCAGGCACGCCGGGAGAUGCAAGCACAGCAGCAGGCUCUACUGGAGAUGGAGGCAGGCCCCAGGGGCCGCUCGGUGCCUCCUUCCCCCCCAGAGCGGCCCUCGCUGGCAGCCGUGAGCCAGAACUGUGCCCCGACAUACGUCAAGCAGGAGGACAGCAGUGUUGGCAGUGGCGGUGGUGGGGGCGGCGGGGGAACCAGCAGCAGUGCCACACAGACAUCCCUUACUGUCCUGUCUCCCGCCGCCUUCGUGCAGAGCAUUAUCCGGAAAGUCAAAUCAGAGAUCGGCGAUGCUGGCUACUUCGAUCAGCACUGGGCCUCAGACCGCGGCCUGCUCAGCCGCCCCUACACCUCCGUGUCGCCCUCACUCUCCUCCUCCUCCUCCAGCUACUCUGGCCAGCCCAACGGACGGGCCUGGCCCCGUGGGGAUGAGGCCCCCACGGUCCCUGAGGACGAAGUCGCCGGGGGUGAGGACGAGCCCCCUAGGUUGGGCGAACUCAAGGCUGAGGGGAUCAUCCCUGAGUCAGGCAGUGGUGGGCGGCUGGCCUACUACCCAGCAUAUGUGCCCCGCACACUGAAGCCCACCGUGCCACCCUUGACCCCAGAGCAGUACGAGCUCUAUAUGUACCGUGAGGUGGACACGCUGGAGCUGACACGCCAGGUCAAGGAGAAGCUAGCCAAGAACGGAAUCUGCCAGAGGAUCUUUGGGGAGAAGGUGUUGGGCCUGUCACAGGGCAGUGUAAGCGACAUGCUGUCCCGGCCAAAGCCCUGGAGCAAGCUGACGCAGAAGGGGCGGGAGCCCUUCAUCCGCAUGCAGCUGUGGCUCUCAGACCAGCUCGGCCACGCCAUCGGCCAGCAGCCCAGCGCCUCCCAGGCCAGUCCCACCGAACCAAGGUCCUCACCAUCCCCACCCCCUACCCCCCCGGAGCCCGAGAAAAGUUCCCAGGAGCCCCUGAGCCUGGCAUUGGAGAGUAGCAAGGAGAACCAGCAGCCAGAGGGACGCUCCAGCUCCUCGCUGAGUGGGAAGACGUGCUCAGGCAGCCAGGCCACCGGGGGCAUCCAGGAGAUUGUUGCCAUGUCCCCUGAGCUGGACACCUACUCCAUCACCAAGAGGGUCAAAGAGGUUCUCACAGACAAUAACCUAGGGCAGCGGCUGUUUGGAGAGAGCAUCCUGGGCUUGACGCAGGGCUCUGUGUCCGACCUACUGUCCCGGCCCAAACCCUGGCACAAGCUCAGCCUGAAGGGGCGGGAGCCCUUUGUGCGCAUGCAGCUGUGGCUCAGUGACCCCCACAAUGUGGAGAAGCUGAGGGACAUGAAGAAACUGGAGAAGAAAGCCUACUUGAAGCGCAGGUACGGCCUCAUCAGCACCGGCUCAGACAGCGAGUCUCCAGCCACGUGCUCCGAGUGCCCCAGCCCCUGCCUGCAGCCCCAGGACCUGAGCCUCCUGCAGAUCAAGAAGCCCCGCGUGGUGCUGGCACCCGAGGAGAAGGAGGCCCUGAAGAAGGCCUACCAGCUGGAGCCCUACCCCUCGCAGCAGACCAUUGAGCUCCUCUCCUUCCAGCUCAACCUCAAGACUAACACCGUCAUCAAUUGGUUCCACAACUACAGGUCCCGGAUGCGCCGGGAGAUGUUGGUGGAGGGGACCCAAGAUGAACCAGAUCUUGACCCCAGUGGGGGUCCUGGCAUUCUACCACCAGGCCACUCCCAUUCAGACCCCACUCCGCAGAGCCCCAACUCUGAGGCUGAGGACCAGAAGCCUACCGUGAAGGAACUGGAGCUUCAGGAGGGCCCUGAGGAGAGCAUCACACCCCUGACCACCCAGGACAAAGCCCUGGUGAGGAUUAAGCAGGAACAGACUGAGGACAAUGCUGAGGAAGGAGCGGACAGCCAGCUCCAGGACUCAGGGGAGCCGGACAAAGGCCAAGGUUCUCCCAAGGAGAUGCAUCCGGACCCUCCGGGUAAUGAUGGACUCCCAAAAGUGGCCCCAGGGCCUCUUCUUCCAAAUGGGACCACCCCAGACUGCCUCUCGAUACAGCCUCCGCAGGAGAGCAGGGGUGGAGAACGGCUACACCCGGACCCCCUAAGUUUUAAGUCAGCCUCAGAGUCCUCGCGCUGCAGCCUGGAGAUGUCACUGAACUCACCCUCGGCUGCCUCCUCACCAGGCCUCAUGAUGUCUGUGUCACCUGUCCCCUCCUCUUCAGCUCCCAUCUCCCCAUCCCCACCCGGUGCCCUCCCUGCCAAAGUGCCGAGUGCCAGCCCCACUACCGACACGGCUGGGGCCUUGCACCCCAGCACCAAGGUGAACCCCAACUUGCAGCGGCGGCACGAGAAGAUGGCCAACCUGAACAGCAUCAUCUACCGGCUAGAGAGGGCUGCCAAUCGGGAGGAGGCUUUGGAGUGGGAGUUCUGAGGGUGAGAGCAAGCGGCAUACCCAGUGGUCGCCCUCACGCUCUCACUCCUCCCGGACAGGGCAGGGUACAGAGGGAGGAACUCAACCACCAAGAUCUGGACAGCAGUGUUAUGCUGUUUACGUUUUUUGUUGUAAUCCUAGUUCUAUAAGUUGUGAGCAAGCAGGUGGGGCAGAUGCCACUGCCUCCUCUUCUUGGCACCCCACCCACCCCAGGGAGCACCCUCUUCUCCACCCUGGCCUCUCUGCAGGAGACAGAAGCAAAGUGGCGCCACGUUUUCACCUGGAAACUCCAUACUCUUUUAGAAAAAUGAAUAAAUAUUUAUAGACCUCUUUUAGAUAUUUUAAUAAAGGAUCCUUUGGAAUUUAUUCCCAGCCGAUGCUGUUUUGAUAUUACAGAGUUAUAAAAUCAGGAUGCUGUCACAACUGUUGCGAAGAAUACACUGAAGUUGUGUCAUUUUUGCCACUAGAUGAGAUUAAAAGAAGACAAUUGUUCAAAGCCAUCACAAAACACUAUAAGACUGACCAAAACUUGGAUAACCUUUGAACCGCGACUUUUUUCAACAUCUGUCUAUGAGACACAGUGCAUUGCUCCUGCCCUCCCAGAAACCGUGCUGGAAAGAGAAAAGUCCAAAAGACUCUAAACUAAAACUUCCAUGCCGUUGAGGAUGUGUUUCGUCCUGGUGGUCUGCUUUGCAACCCUGAUAACACAGAGUGUCCCAUGCCAUUGUAAAUGUUGUAGAGAUGUGGGCCGUGGCCACAUGACCUUUCUGAGACUUAACACGGUACAGAACGAACUGCCUACAUUCCCUCUAGCCAGAAACCUGUGCGCUGAGGAGGUUGGGUGUCUAGCUCCCGGUACAUCCACUUCAGACAGGAUGUGUUUCUGGAUCCUUUGGAAAGCCAGGCAUGGGGGCAGGUGAUUGGAGGGUGGUGCUUGAGCCAGAGUGACCCCAUUCCCCAACCUGAGUCAUGGCCACAGCACAGGAAGUCUCCCCACUGGUGGCCACCAACUUCCCCUUUUUGCGUUUGAAGAAAACAACAGUGUUGGUCACCCCACAAGCACCCAACACCAAAAAGUAGAUUCAUCACACCAGAGACCCCUGCUCCCCUUCUCAACAUCUCAAGUGGACCCCGGUGCUGCUCUGGAAGGUGUCUGCAACUCCCAAGUCCACGUAGAACAAAGGAGAAGAUUCAGUUUGCCUCAGCACGACCACCAUAGCCCAGGCUCCCAGUCCACCCUCCUGCCUUCCAGCACAUGACCUUUGGAGAGCAAAGACUCAACCCCCCAACUCAGAGAAGCCUUCCCUCCAGCAUCUUCAUGGCUUCCAGGGGGAGAGUCCCCAGUCUGGAUGGAACAGCCACCAUACUGAUUGUUGAGUAGCCCUCCUGUUUUUAUUUCUUACCCUCUUUCAAACUCUGUGCGAAGGCUGAGUUGGUUGCCUCCCCGCUGAAUCCAGAAUGAUGAUGGGAAGGUGGCUGUGAUCAGAGCCAGUUUGUUGCUGGGGAGAGGUGUCUGGCAGGGGUCUCAAGGGUCCCACAAGCAUUUUUGAAACCAGGCCAGUGAAACACGAUGACCAGAGGGGGACAGUUGAGGGCCGUUCCAGAAAUCUCAACUCUCAUGCACCCAGCCCAGGCUGCAGUCUCCACGCCAAUCAACCCUGCAGGAAAGUCUCCUUUUCCAUCCA